AUGUCGACAUGCAAGACAAUCCUUCGCCAAUUGCCUUGUUGCACUCGUCGUCCAACGCCAUGGAUCCUCCGUUCAACGCCUAGUCGCGUGGUCCUUCAUGACCGUUCGGCCUUUCGCUGCUCUUACGCUUCCAUCUCCGCCGCCGAGCUUAAAUUCGGUCAACCGUUACACGAGACGCAUCCUCAUAUAUUAAGACCUGGAGAACUAACUCCUGGAAUUACAGCUCUCGAAUAUGCUCAGCGCCGUUCGCGACUUGCAAACAAACUCCCCAGACACUCAGUUGCCGUAUUAGCGGCGUCAGAGGUUACAUACCGGGCUUCGGGAAUAUUCAAUGAGUAUCGGCAGGACUCUAAUUUCUUUUAUCUUACGGGAUUCAACGAACCCAAUGCGCUGGCUAUUAUCGUAAAUGAUGGCUCCGGAGACAAUCAUCUAUUCCAUCUUUACGUCCGGGAAAAGGACCCCAAGGCGGAACUUUGGGAUGGGGCUCGUUCGGGUACACAGGCUGCGAUUGAUGUCUUCAAUGCUGACGAGACCGGCGAUAUCGAGCAUAUCGAGGAUAUACUCCCACAGAUUGUUUCAGACGCUACGGAGAUCUAUACAGAUAUCCCCGCUUUUAACUUUGGCAGAUCUUCCUUACAUCGAUAUUUGUAUGGCCCCUCCGGAACAUCGGAGAAGCUUAAGAAGAUUGUUGAUCAUCAAAAAGUCAAGCCUUUGCGUCCGAUCCUUAACGAGAUGAGGGUUUUCAAGAGUGAGGAUGAAGUUGUACAUUUACGUGCAGUUGGCCAAGCUUCUGGAAGAGCGUUCACUAAAUCUAUGCGUCAAACGUUCACAAAGGAAAAGGACCUGACAUCCUUUUUGGAGUACAAUUUCAAGGUCAACGGUUGUGAUCACAGCUCCUUCGUUCCUGUUGUGGCAGGCGGCUCGAACGCGCUGAGCAUCCAUUACACGAGAAAUGACGAUGUCUUAAGAGACGGUGAUAUGGUGCUAGUCGAUGGGGGCGGAGAAGCGGGUACCUACGUCUCCGAUAUCACGAGGACAUGGCCGGUUAACGGCAAGUUCUCGGAUCCGCAGCGGGAUCUGUACAAUGCAGUGUUGAAUGUGCAGCGUAGCUGCGUUUCCCUUUGCAGAGAGACUGCAGGCCUUUCCCUGGACCGACUUCAUAGCGUCGCGGAAAGUGGUCUAAAAGACCAAUUGCAACAACUAGGAUUUGACGUUUCGGGCGAUGCUAUGAGCACUCUGUUUCCCCAUCACGUCGGCCACUACGUCGGACUUGACGUCCAUGACUGUCCUGGAUACCCAAGAGGUUACAACCUGAAAGCGGGCCAAUGCAUCACCGUGGAGCCUGGUAUUUAUGUCCCUGACAGCGACAGGUGGCCCGAGAGGUUUCGAGGGAUUGGGAUUCGCAUUGAAGAUAGUGUGUGUGUUGGGGAUGACAGUCCCAUUGUGCUCACAACAGAAGCUGUAAAAGAGGUCGACGAUAUCGAGGCCCUUCGAGAAUAA
This is a messenger RNA of Aspergillus tanneri, 1500 nucleotides long. Its product is annotated as aminopeptidase P family protein. Gene Ontology annotation, cellular component: mitochondrion. The record is from RefSeq and is a predicted model, not a curated record. Bases 1 to 1500 code for a protein of 499 amino acids. The transcript has 11 exons. NCBI's taxonomy places the organism in Eukaryota, Fungi, Ascomycota, Eurotiomycetes, Eurotiales, Aspergillaceae. Gene Ontology annotation, molecular function: metalloaminopeptidase activity; manganese ion binding.